AUGGCGCGCUACGGUCUGCUACUGCUGCUUCUUGGUGUAGCAUUCGCGUUAGAGAUCCCGACUGGAUUGAGGCCAGCUAAGGCCGUUGGUGCAAGUGAAAGCGAGGAUAAGGUGGUUCCUGUUGCUGAGGUGGGUUUUUCAAACUUGUUUAUUAUAUUUUUAAUAGAUAGAAGAAGUAGCAAUAAAAAUAGUAGAACAAAAUUCGGCAAUAGGGUUAGUGUAGAGCUAGGGUAAAACAAGAAUGGAACAAAUCUUUUAGCUAAAAGCCAAGGAUAAGCAUCGAUAGAAGAAGAAAGGCUAAGAAAGAAGGGUUUUACAAUGAUAUGAAAAAGAUAGGACAAGAGUAGAGCAAUAGUAAAAAAAAGAAUGGAGCAAGGAUAGAAUAGAGUCAUGGGUAGGGUAAGAGUAUGAACGGAGGGUCGGGCAAAGCAAAGCAAAAGUAAAGCUAAGGCACGGCUAGGGUAGGAGAAUCGUAGGAACGACUGUGCAAAGACACAGCAAGAGUAGAGCAAAGGUAAGGCACGGGUAAAUCAAAAGUAUAACGAAGACAGAGCAAAAGUGGAGCUAUGUUAACUUAAGAAUUUCAGAUCCCGGCUCCUCCAGCUAACGCUAGAGCACCACCCAACAUUUCACUGCGUUCCAGACAUGUAGCAGCUCAAAACACUCCAGCCGAAUCUCAAGAUUCUACCAGCGAGCAGAAUGAGGUAUGUUAUUAGCGUGAGGUUGUGUUAUUGUAGAGUAGGGUACGUCAAUCAAGUUUUAGUUUAAAGAACUGUAGUUUAAUUAAUUUUCAGGUAGAAUUCAAAGAGCCAGUAGUGUUUGCCAAGUCUAAAUCAUCAAAAAAGCAAGAGAAAGCCAAGCCUCCAGCCUUCAAAGCGGUCGAGAAUGCGCCAGCUCCAAAAACGCCACGAGUUACGGUACGUAUCGGCCCUGAGGGUCAUCAAAAAACAAUUCCUGUAUUGCCUGGUGUCCGUGUCAAUUUUCGAACAGCUGACGCAAUUGCCGAAAAUGACGAAUAAAUUACUGUAUCUUACUAAAUUUUUGAAAGUUUUUUGAUUUUAGUUACUGUAACCUUUUUUGUUUAGGGUACUGUAAUAGCUUGUAAUUUAGGUAAAGGUAGCUACGUUUAUUUUGAGCUACUGUAAUUUUUUUAAGAUGUGUUGCAAUAUUUUUUUAAGAUACUGUAAUUUAUUGUGUUUUAAGGUACUGUGACUACACUUAGUUUGCACUGUUGAAACUUUUUUUUGAGUUAAUCGUAAUUUUUUUCGGUUGAGGUUACUGUAACUUUGUUUGGUUUUAGAUACUAAACUUUUUUUGGUUUGUACUAGGACUGCCUUUAGUUUGAACUACAGUAACCGUUAUCAAUUUAAAUUACUGUAGUCUUUUUCUGUUAUAGUUACUGUAAUAUAUACAAAUAUAAUAAUUUUUAGUUACAGUAACCAAUGUUAAUUACGUUUUUAGGGUCCAUUACCACCAAGCGGUAACUACGGAGUAAACACGAUUCUACAAACUAACCUUGUCGAUUCAAAAGGGCGUAUUAUCAAAGGAGUUAGCUCAGUACCAAUCAGAGUGCCAUCUACUGAAGAGUUGAAAAAUGCUAAACAAAGGUGAGAUAUGACAUUUAAAAAAAAUUUAAUUUUUUUAAAUUUUAAAUUUAAUUUUUUUUAAUUUAAAAAAAAAUUUAAGACAAUUUUACUUUUUUUUGUAAAAUACGCAGUGUCUCACAAACUAUUAAAAAUUUUAGCCGAGCCAGUGCAGCACCAGUUGAAACAGAUGCUGACAAAGUUGUGCCAGUCGAAUUUGGAGGCAACUCUCGUGCCAUUUAG
This is a messenger RNA of Bursaphelenchus okinawaensis, 1826 nucleotides long. Lineage: Eukaryota; Metazoa; Nematoda; Chromadorea; Rhabditida; Aphelenchoididae. The record is from the annotation of a GenBank genome assembly.